GAGAGUUAAAAAUGGACGUUUUGCAUUUCACUUAUACCCGCUGCAAGACAAAGAAAGCUGCCUCACACUUCAAAGACAAGAAGCGAGAUGAUAAGUUUCGCCCUAGUUUCUUCCGCCGGUAUUGCCGAGCCACCUGAGUUGGCUUCCCCUGCCCUUCAGGGAGGGGAAGGGAACACCGUUUUAGUUCUCCGAAUGGGUGAGGAGGUUAGCUCUCCCUCUUCCUUGAGGUCGGGGUGUAUAUGUUUGGUUUGCUAUUUUGUGCAGAUGGGGAGAAAGGAGAGAGCAACUUUAGAAACCUGUAACAGGGUGUGAUCUGGUGGGCUGGUGGUGGUGCUGUCAUGGGGAGAGGGUGGUUUGCAAAGUAGUUGGCUGGCAGGAGACGAAAAAUGGCCGACCCAAGCCUGCAAAGACUGAAACGCCUUGAACCAAUGCGGUUUAGCUAUUGUCUUCUUAGCAUUUGCUGCUGUUUGGUCAGAUCUAGUAGCAUUGGUCUAGCGGCGAUUGGGAUUUCUCGGAUGCUUUAGAUGUCCUUCUAGCUCUGGGUUGUUGUGUUUUGAGUUUUCUCAAUUACUACUUUUGCUCCAACUAGGGUUUUGUGCUAAAAGGUGACUGUUGCCUUGCUGUGCUGGUGGGAAGGGUCCUAAUGGGAGAUUCAACAAAGUUCCAAUUGUGUUUUGCAGGGGUUUGGUUGCUUAUGAGCCUUGAAAUUCCGGCAAUGCUGCUUGGUUCUCGUGUAAAUAUGGGCUUGGGUAGUUUUUUUUUCUUUUUAUUAUUGGUGGGUCUCGCUCUGAAUAUGGGUUUCUAUUGGAGCUGGAUUUAAACCUUGAUUAUAUCAAUUUCAUGUAAUUCUGUCCUAUGGGUCUUGAUAAUGCAAUUAUAUAUUUGCAUGUUUGAAGGAAAAAAAAAAAAAAAGCGUAUCAGUUGUUUCAAUUAUCCAUUGGAAAAAGAAAAAUAUCAUAUCAAGUGGAUUAUUAAAAAAAAAAAAAUCCAUUAUCUAAUGAAAAAAAAUUGGAGAAGUGGGACCGACCAGAGUGUUGACGUUUCGUGCGCUGGGUGGCAAGCAAGGCUUUGGUGUCCUUCCGUCUCCAUCUCCGAGCUGGACAGUGAUGGUGUGAUGCUAUAAAAAAAAACCGUUCCAACCGCCUAAAAUUGAUUUUGUUUUUUGCGAGAGUACAGGAGGCAAUCUCAACUAAAACAAUACACACAAGCAAUCUCCUAAUUCAAUUCAAUAUGUUGCAGCACCGGCCUCCGCCCCAGCGGCGUCGUCGAAGGUGCGUGGGCACCGCCGUGGGAACCAUAGUUCUCGAUCUCCACCCUGGCCACGGUGUCGGCCCCUUCUCUCUUGGAAUGCCAAUAUGUGAAGCGUUGGCCCAGAUUGAGGAGCAGCGUAACACUUACGACGUCGUUGACGUGAGGUUUUAUGAUGAGGUGUCUACGGCUUCUUUCUGUAACAAUACAAUCACUCAUUACUAUGCCUGUUACACGCAGGAACCACUUAGUUCUGACAUUAUAAUUGGCUUUCCGGUUCAUGGUUUUCGUCUUCGUUUUGAUCCUUGGUCCCAGAGACUACGGUUGAUUGAAAUUGUUGAUGUUAAACGGCUGCAAAUGCGCUAUGCCACCUUUCUUAUUGGGGGACCUUCGACUUUAGCUACUUUUGUAGACGUAUAUGCAAUUUUCGGGCCAACCUUUCCUGGUAUUUAUGACAAAGAUAGAGGAGUAUACACUCUGUUCUACCCAGGCCUAUCCUUUACUUUUCCAAUUCCUAGCCAGUAUACAGAUUGCUGCCCCAAUGGAGAAGCAGAACUGCCACUGGAGUUUCCAGAUGGUACUACACCAGUAACAUGCCGUGUGUUUAUAUAUGAUAGUUCUACAAACAAAAAAGGUGGUCUUGGAUCAUUAAUAGACAAUGCUUCUGCUCCUCCGCUACCUGCUACCAGCCUGUACAUGGAAGAGGUGCAUGUUAAGCUUGGUGAAGAGUUAUAUUUUUCCACGGGGGGGCAGCGUAUUCCCUUUGGUGCAUCUCAACAGGAUGUUUGGAGUGAAUUAGGUCAUCCUUGUGGAUUUCAUCAAAAGCAGGUAGACCAAAUGGCCAUUCACUCUGCUUCAGACCCUCGUACACGGAAAAUACUUUGUGAAGAUCACUUCUAUAAUUAUUUCACUCGUGGUUUGGACAUCUUAUUUGAUGGACGGACUCAUAAGGUCAAGAAGUUCAUUUUGCACUCAAACCACCCUGGUCAUGUGGAUUUCAAUUCAUAUAUAAAGUGCAAUUUUGUUAUACAAGUAAAUAACUCGAAACAUAUUACACCAAGCACAAAGUGGGACCAAGUUAAGGAAAUCCUUGGGGACUGUGGCCGAGCAGUUAUUCGAAAACAGGGUUCUCCAAGUAAUCCUUUUGGAUCCACGUUGGUUUAUGGUUAUCAGAACAUUGCCUUUGAGGUGAUGAAAAAUGGUUAUAUUGCAACUGCAACGCUCUUCCAGUCAUGAUUAUUUUCCUCUCUGGUGAAGAUUUGAAAAGAAAGGAUUUGGAAGAACUUUGCACAAGUUUUCUUUGAUUUGGUAGAUUCAUAAAUGGUGGUUGGAUGUUCCCAGAAAUGGAGAUCAGAUUCAUUAAUGUGGACGAGCAUUUGUUUGAAAAUGAAUUUGAAGUACUUACUAAAAUAGUAGAGUUGGAAUACACCCUCUAAAAUUUUGUUGAAGCAUAUUUUUAUGCUCCUGUACAAGUUCAAAUCUCUAUUUAUGCAAUUUUAAUUAAAACAUGAAAUCAAAUCCUUUUAACUCAAAAUUUCAACCCAAACACAACCUAAUCAAAUCGGAUACCAAAUUUGAGAUCUAAGGAUUUGAAUUUAGCUUUUAGUUCAAAUUGUAUGAAUUGGUUAUUAAACCCAGCCUAAAAGCCUUGGCCUGGCUGAGGGAUCGAGUCAUCAGUAACUGGUUCAACUAGCGGGUUAGUGGUUCAAUUGGUGUAUCAUUAACAAAAUUAAUUAAAUAGUACAUUUAUUAAUAUAAAUAAAUAAGUUUAAUUGACUGAUUUUUAAUUUUUUUAAUUAAAUUUUCAACAUUCGUUAGGUUGUGUGUGUAUAUCGGACCUUACCUCCUUUCAUAGGGUUACUUUGCCCUUUGGUUGUCGAUUUUGUUUGUAUUCCACGGACGAUGUCCUCUUUCCAUCGAUGGGCAAUCAGUUACCACCCUUGACCAGGUCCCAAGUGGCACAAGACGACUAGGGAGUAUGAUCCUAAUUUGAGGAAAGAUUGGGGGAUCCCCUAUGUGAUCUAUUGGCCUAACUAUCCGAUUAUCUAUUAGCCUUAUCCCAAUUCUUGUUCAUAACAGACCAAUUUUUAAUCUGGCUAAAAGCUUCUCCCCUUGGUCGGGAGAAAGCCUAGCACCCUUAUUCUUCUUCUUUCCCAUCCUUGCAACCUGCUUCACACACUCAAAUGAGUAGAGAUGACAGACCUGAUGGUUUCAUAAUUUUUGUUUUCUUAAGAUUUGAAAUGGAAAGGGGGUCUCUUCCAAUACAACAAAGACAAGCCUGCUUGCUAGCAAGCCAUCGGUGGAAGGUAUAUUGAUUGAUCUAAAAUAAGAAUAAGGAGUAUGAUAAGGUAAGGAAUAGGAACAACAAAAAAGUCUUCCUGUCCCUUAGCUCCAUCUUUUUUUCGCUUCCCUAUUUCAAUCACUGACUUUAUCUGGUUAUGUGGGAGUUGACUUCUUCUCUUCCACUGUGAUAGCCUUUAACAAUGAAAAGUUGGUGGGGAUUUGCAUCUCAUGAGAUCUUGGGUUCAAAUCUCUUUACUAGUUACUGGCACUCAAAAUUUUUUUUUUUUGUUAAAGACGAUGUGGCAGCUUUUAUUAAUCAUGUCAACCUGUUGGGUCACAUGGGUUGACAAAAAAUGGGUAGAAUGGUUUUUAGUGUUUCAAUUCCUCAUCCUGUUUAAUUAUAAACUCAGACCGGUUUGAUGCUUGAGUCAUUGGUUCGCCAAGUCAACUUGGAGGGCCAGUCUGGGUUUAAUAAUUCUUGUGUGAAUAAUGAUUUAAACUCAUAAAAAAGAAAAAUAUUCUUUCAACAAAUCUUCGAGGGUGAAUUUGAAAAUUAUAUUUCAAUCAUCUUUGUUGAAAAUCCUAACCUAUCCUAACGUAGCCGAAGUGGAACUAAAGUAAGGUCAAUUGUGAUCUGUUCCAAACUUUUGUUUGAGUUUGCUAUUUUUUGUUCAAGAUUAUUUCAUGUUUAGAAUCCAACUAGAUUACCAUGGGUAUUGUACCAUUUUGGACUUCUCUCCAUAAUUAUCACUAAAAUCUUGUUUUUUGCAAGUGUUUGUUCAACAUUCUGUCAUAUUCAUUUCAAUGAUGAUAUUGUUUGUUAGUUAUUGCUGAAUAACAAUGCUGAUUUGACGCCAAAUAAUUUGCUCAAACUUAAGUGUUGCACAAGGGUUGAUAAUUUUUGCCUCUGAUGGCAAUCCUCUGAUGGCAAUUUAGCUGUUUUUG
This is a messenger RNA of Hevea brasiliensis (rubber tree), 4476 nucleotides long. RefSeq names its product PHAF1 protein At3g51130. Bases 1231 to 2484 code for a protein of 417 amino acids. The record is from RefSeq and is a predicted model, not a curated record. The transcript has 15 exons. Lineage: Eukaryota; Viridiplantae; Streptophyta; Magnoliopsida; Malpighiales; Euphorbiaceae.